Grammomys surdaster is the source of this 504-nucleotide messenger RNA. Its product is annotated as prolactin-8A7-like. The annotation marks the transcript as partial. Gene Ontology annotation, cellular component: extracellular region. The record is from RefSeq and is a predicted model, not a curated record. The transcript has 2 exons. Gene Ontology annotation, biological process: positive regulation of cell population proliferation; response to nutrient levels; female pregnancy. Lineage: Eukaryota; Metazoa; Chordata; Mammalia; Rodentia; Muridae. Gene Ontology annotation, molecular function: prolactin receptor binding; hormone activity.
GUUGAAGAUUAUUUAAAAACUUUGAUCAAUUAUGUGGGUUCCUGGACUAGCCCUCUAUACCAUCUAGUGAUUGAACUGAGCGCCAUGCAAGAUGUCCCUGAAACUAUCCUCUCAAAAGCCAAGGAGAUCGAAGAGAAAAACAGACAAAUCCUGGAUGACCUUAGGUGGAUACUCAUCCAGGUCUACCCUACACCAGAGAUGAAGGAAGAAUUUCCCAACUGGGAACAUCUCUCAUUCUUAAAAUCAAGUGGCAAAUAUGAUAAAUUUUUGGCAAUGCUUAACCUUUUCAACUGCCUAGAACAUGAUACAAAGUAUAAUCUAUUUCAUCUCAGAAUAUUGAAGUGUCGCAUAACUGGGAAAGAUUGCUAAGUGAACAUUUAACAUGUCUGCUUUGGAGAUACUCCAGGACAGUUUAUUGCUGAGUAGUGGCUUUAAAUUGUAUACAUUUCAAAUGCAUGUAUGGGUAUAAUGGAUCUCCUUCUGAAAAAUAAAAGCAUUCUCUUU